Durusdinium trenchii is the source of this 1215-nucleotide messenger RNA. NCBI's taxonomy places the organism in Eukaryota, Dinophyceae, Suessiales, Symbiodiniaceae. The record is from the annotation of a GenBank genome assembly.
AUGGCCAAGGCCAAGUCUGAAAAGAGCUUGGCGUCCUUCUUGCCAGCCUCAUCAGCACCUGGUGGCAAGGUUGGCUUCGCGGACAAGGUCUCUGCUUUGCAGCCAGAGGUGAACACCUCGAAGGGCAAGGAGAACGUCUAUGUGGGCUUCCGAAAUGGCCAGGGCCAACGGGAUGGCUUUGGUGUGAUGCAAGUGGAAGACGGGCCCACCUACACUGGGCAAUGGAGUGGCAGCAAGAGGGAGGGCCAUGGGACUCUCUUCUUUGAGACGGGGGUCUUUGAAGGACAGUGGGUCUCCGGCAAAGCGCAUGGACGAGGAAUGGUACACUUCAAGAACGGUGAUACCUUCCAAGGGUCCUACGCGGACAACCGGAAGAUGGGCCAUGGCGUUUACACCUGGUCGGAUGGCACUGUGGAGUCGGGACAGUACUUGGAGGGGCAGAAACAUGGCGCACAUACGUGGAGCCGUGGCAAGGAGCGCUGGGAGAUGGUCUACGAGAAGGGAACCUUGGUGGCGACUCAACGCUUGGAUCAGCCGGACGCCGCAGUCCCCGGCGCGACGCCUGCGGAGGGGUCCGCGCAGCGCGCGGAGGAGGGGAGCCCCAGCAGGGAGUUCGUGGCGCAGAAGUGGAUGACGGAUGAGGCACGUGUUGUGCCCCGGCCAACUCCACCCCCCAGCCCGCCGAAGCAGCCGAAGCCUGUGCAGCCGGGCCCUUUGAAGGCUGGCGGCAGUUCCACCGUUCUCCAUGCGGCUCUCAGCGCUUCGCAUGCUUCGCAAACCGCCGCGCCCUCCGGCGCCGCGCACGACGCGCCCUCCGGCGCCGCGCGCUUCGCAGCGCCGAGCGCCUCGUGGCGGUGUCGCUCGGAUAGCGGCUUUCGAGCUCAAGGCUUUACAGAUGAAGAGAUCGCCCGACCCGAGGCCCUCCGAGUUCGCCGUCAGGGCGCGAGAGUCGGGAGAAAGCGCAGAGUCGAGUUUGCUCCGCUUCUCGCACACGGCCUGCUGCCAAAAGCCUUCCCAAAGCCGGGGGCACCACACUGCAGUCAGGAGCUGCUUCCCGCGGACCAGCUGUGCCUGCCGUCGCGCCGACGGUUCGGCCACAAGCGGCGCAGGCCCCGCAAGCCACGCCAGGGCGCAGUGCUGGCAGCAGCUCCUCAGUCGCGGCACAGGCGGAUGCGGCGGGCGGCGGUGCUGUGGGUGCCAGUGAAGAGGUGCUAA